Otolemur garnettii (small-eared galago) is the source of this 1191-nucleotide messenger RNA. RefSeq names its product alkB homolog 4, lysine demethylase (gene ALKBH4). Gene Ontology annotation, biological process: oxidative demethylation; actomyosin structure organization; protein demethylation. The coding region runs from base 43 to 843 and encodes 266 amino acids. Gene Ontology annotation, molecular function: actin binding; oxidoreductase activity; demethylase activity. Gene Ontology annotation, cellular component: midbody; contractile ring. The transcript has 3 exons. NCBI's taxonomy places the organism in Eukaryota, Metazoa, Chordata, Mammalia, Primates, Galagidae. The record is from RefSeq and is a predicted model, not a curated record.
GCGCAGUAGUGAUCCGCCCUGGCAGCACCCCCUUGGGGAUCCAUGUUUCUUUUGCAGAAAACACACCAUUUCAUUUACUGCUCAGACACUGGUUGGGCUGUGGGCGCCGAGGAGUCUGACUUUGAGGGCUGGGCCUUCCCUUUCCCGGGAGUGAUGGUGAUAGAGGAUUUUGUGACCCGGGAAGAAGAAGCUGAGAUGGUUCAUCUCAUGGACCGGGAGCCCUGGAAGCUGUCCCAGUCUGGACGGAGAAAACAGGACUACGGCCCCAAAGUCAACUUUCGGAAACAGAAGCUAAAGACUGCAGGCUUCCAAGGCCUUCCCAGUUUUAGCCGUGAGGUGGUACGGAGAAUGGGCCUCUAUCCUGGGCUGGAGGGCUUCCAGCCUGUUGAGCAGUGUAACCUGGACUAUUGCCCUGAGUGGGGCUCUGCCAUUGACCCCCACUUGGAUGACACCUGGCUGUGGGGGGAGCGGCUGGUGAGCCUCAACCUCCUGUCCCCAACUGUGCUAUCCAUGUGCCGCAAGGCGCCCGGCAGCCUCCUGCUCUGCUCAGCCCCAUCGGCUGCCCCAGAGGUCUUGGUGGACAGUGUGAUAGCCCCCAGCAGGUCUGUGCUGUGCCAGGAGGUAGAAGUGGCUAUCUCCUUACCUCGCCGCUCCCUGCUGGUGCUAACAGGAGCUGCUCGGCACCAGUGGAAGCAUGCCAUCCACCGCAGACACAUCAAGGCCCGCCGUGUCUGUGCCACCUUCAGGGAGCUGUCAGCUGAGUUCUGUCCCGGAGGCAGGCAGCAGGAACUGGGCCAUGAGCUCCUGCAAAUUGCUCUUUCCUUCCAAGGAAGACCUGUGUGAGCUCCUCCCUGGGGACAGGAGAUGGCACUGAGCCUGGCCAGAGUUACUGGCCCUAGAGUUGGCUGGGCUUGGGAUUGAAGUGGGGAGCCCAACACAGCGUCUUUUUUCCCAGCUCAUUGGGUUUUAGAAGACGUCUGACUCCUGAUGCCACAGGCAGCAUGAGUCCUAUGCAGGAACUGGUUGUGGUGGGAAUGCACCUCAGGUCAGUCCCCUUUGACCUGCACUGUAGCCAUUCUGCUUUGGUUAUUUGUCACAGUUUGAGGACAGUGGGAUAGUUUGGGCCUAAAAAGGCUAGAAACAUUUAAAACCAUUUUCUCCUUUAUCUGUCUCUCUUAAUGAAGUUUCACU